AUGGCGUCCAUACCAAAUACUCCCGUAACGAUGGAAAAUGCUCCAAAAAUAUAUCCCACCAAAAAACUUAAUGGUUAUGACCUUGAUUUUGAAACACCAGCCGAUUAUGAGACCGCCAUAAAGGUAUGUGGUUUUGGGCGAUUCAACAUUAUCCUACUUCUGGCCGCCAUACCAGCCACUAUGGGAACAGUAUUUGAAACUGCUGUAGUAUCAUUUAUUCUACCCAGUGCCGAAUGUGAUUUGAAUUUAGAUUUAGUUGAUAAGGGCAUAUUGAAUGGCAGCACUUAUGGAGGUAUGAUUGUAUCUGCCGUUGCAUGGGGUUAUCUAUCCGACACCAAGGGUCGUAAGAAUUUACUUAUCUGGGGAUUUCUAAUCGAUGCGAUAUGUGCUAUCUGUGCAGCGAUAUCUCAAAGUAUUCUACAACUGAUGCUGGCAAAAUUUUUUGGCGGAUUUAUAAUUUGUGGACCAUUUGCUAUUCUAAUUUCGUAUUUAUCUGAAUUUCAUGGCACCAAUCGUCGCCCACAGGUGAUGAUGAUUAUUGGCACUAUGUUUAUGAUAUCAAAUAUUAUAUUACCGAUAUUGGCAAUGACGAUACUGCCCAAAGAUUGGAGUUUUCAAAUAUUCAAUAUGAAAUUUGUUUCUUGGAAAAUAUUCAUUGCCAUUUGUGGAAUACCCAGUUUGUCGGGUAGUCUACUUUUGUGUCUUCUACCCGAAAGUCCACGUUUUCUAAUGUCAAAGGGAAGAAAUUCUGAGGCAAUGGAAGCAUUUAAAAUGAUGUAUGCCUAUAAUAAGGGUAAACCGAGGGAGACGUUUCCGAAGUAA
Messenger RNA from Musca vetustissima, 822 nucleotides. Its product is annotated as synaptic vesicle glycoprotein 2B-like. The record is from RefSeq and is a predicted model, not a curated record. The transcript is spliced from 6 exons. The coding region runs from base 1 to 822 and encodes 273 amino acids. Gene Ontology annotation, cellular component: membrane. Gene Ontology annotation, biological process: transmembrane transport. Lineage: Eukaryota; Metazoa; Arthropoda; Insecta; Diptera; Muscidae. Gene Ontology annotation, molecular function: transmembrane transporter activity.